AUGUCUCGCCGAACUCCUGCGACACAUCCCCCUCCCCCCAAGGACCCCAGUACCCCGUCUCGUCGUCGAGCAGUCCCUCGUCCUAGAACUCCUGCAGAUCCUCCUACCCCUGCACGUUCUUCUCGCAGAGCCGCCAGCAAAACUCCACUCCCAAGCAAGUCUUCUUCCCCUCUACCUGCUUUUUCCGAUCGUAUCGCAAAAGCCGCAGAAGAGUGGAAAACUUCCUUCCAGGCCUCGGACCCGGUUUUCUCUUCUAAAGAAACUACCAGGCAAGUUGAGGAAAAGAUUAGUUCAGGUAUCCAACCCUGGGAUCAUUGUCCUUCUGCAUUCUUCCCCACAGUGGCGGCCAGGUUUGGACUGAGUCGUUGGAUACCUGAUCCAAUUCCAGAUAAAGGUAGUCGUGGGCCCGCCUGUAUCGUGGAAGGAGAAAGUGGUUUCAUGUGUCAUACGGGGUCUUUGCCAGCCUUUCUUUACACUUAUCAAAAUCACGCCUGUCCAAACGCCCAGCGUCGAAAAUUCCCCACCCUCAUCUUCAGAUACAAAUUCGAUAAAACUGGCUCCCUAAUCCCUUUUGCCUGUUGGGCAUGUCACACCAAUGUGGACAGCUUUUGCUCUGUUGGAUCUCUGCGGUUGCAAGAGCUCAACUCGCCGUCACAAGUUGCUGGACCGAUAGAUCACGAUCACACAAACAUCAAAGAUUCCGUUGCCGUCAGCAAACGUAAAGCCGACACUGCCCAAUUGGAACUCCCGAUCGGUAAACGGACACAUCUAUCUCAGGAGCCUUCCGAAGCACCUUCAAAAACUAUCGAGGGAGACGCUCUCAUCUUCUCUGAUCGCCAACUACCUCCGCCAUUGCCAAACAGCGAGGAACCCCAUCAAACUUCAGAUCCUGUGGAUCAGCUUCAACCACUUCAUCCUCCACCACUUGUCACUGUCUCCCAGCCGCACGAACCAUCUCUAGCAAGUCCGGUUUCUGUUGUUGAAUCCGACGCCUCACUUCAUCCCAAGAAGCAUGAACAGCCCUCUCAGCCUCUUCGAACUCGGUCAAAGUGGCGUGAAUAUCAUGGUAAACGUCAGUCAAGAUCAUCCAGCCAGAUACCUGAAUCCCUGGCUCCACCUCCCUCAUCGUCAUCUAUUGUGACUGUCAAUGUGCCUCCGCAGAUGCCUCCUCUUACCAUACCGGCUCCCGUGGCCUUGCCGACUCCUCAGUUAGAGCAUCAUGUGGAAUCUAUCAUACCGUCUUCUCUCCCUCCUUUCCCAGCCAACAACGAAUCUCUCACUCCUGCCAAAGACCGAUCCACUCUGUUACCCAAAUUUGACUCCUUCACACCAUCCCAUGAACUAUUUAAAUUGCGUGCAACGCUAGAAAGUCAUUUGUCUGCUCCUGUGGAUCAUGCGACCCAGCAUCUCAUCUCUCUCAAACAAACGCGUCAACAGACGACCGCUAUCCUAGAUGAGCUUUUCACCAAGUGUCGACAAGCGUGGUCAAACGCUGAAAGAGAUCGCGCUGCAAUAGCAGACGUACGAAAUGAAAGAGACAAGCAUGCUUCACAUCUACGUACACUAGACGCUCGUCUCAUCAAUUCUUCCCAGAAGCUGCAGGCGAAGGAGAAAGAGUUGGAAGAGGUCAAGAAGCAAGUGCAAUUUCUGGAAAAGCACGCGCAGACAGCUCAGGAAGAAGCUAUAGCUCUGGAUGAGAGGAUGGCGCAGGCGCUUGCCGAGAGGGAUAAGGCAUUGGAGGAGAAGGAAGCAGCGGUUCGUCGAAUGUCAAGCUUGGCAGAAGCAGUGCGAAGAGGCAAAGAUAGAACGAGCCAGGGCGGAUGA
Molecule: messenger RNA, 1824 nt
Organism: Tremella mesenterica DSM 1558
Lineage: Eukaryota; Fungi; Basidiomycota; Tremellomycetes; Tremellales; Tremellaceae
Exons: 3
Coding region: 1-1824 (607 amino acids)
Source: RefSeq, a predicted model, not a curated record